This is a messenger RNA of Macrosiphum euphorbiae (potato aphid), 372 nucleotides long. NCBI's taxonomy places the organism in Eukaryota, Metazoa, Arthropoda, Insecta, Hemiptera, Aphididae. The record is from the annotation of a GenBank genome assembly.
AUGGAAGAAGCUGUGCUUUGUGGUUCUCCAUUUAAAUUACGGGAACUUUUUGCAAUUAUGUUGAUAUUUUGUCAAUUGUCAGAUGCUUUAAGUCUUUGGGAAAAAUACAAGGACAGUCUUUCAGAAGAUAUACGACAUCGAGUGGAGUUGGAUAUACAACCCGAGAAUGUGAAUUCAAUUAUUAAUGAAGUAUACAAUAAAUGCUUAGUUACUCUUGAAGAUACUGUUCUAUCUCUGGGAGGUACAUCUUUGCAACAUUAUGGUUUACCUCAGCCAUCAAGAUGUGAAGCAGUCUUACAAAAUAAAGAUUACCUUCGAGAAAUCAAUUAUGAUUCAAAUAUUUUGGCACAGUAUAUAAUGAACAUUUACUAA